Messenger RNA from Zingiber officinale, 1458 nucleotides. Its product is annotated as squamosa promoter-binding-like protein 14. Gene Ontology annotation, cellular component: nucleus. Gene Ontology annotation, molecular function: DNA binding. NCBI's taxonomy places the organism in Eukaryota, Viridiplantae, Streptophyta, Magnoliopsida, Zingiberales, Zingiberaceae. The record is from RefSeq and is a predicted model, not a curated record. The transcript is spliced from 3 exons. Bases 228 to 1250 code for a protein of 340 amino acids.
UCACCCCCCACCUCACUGCGCUUCACUUUGUUCAAAAAUGGCAGCUGUCAGCUUUAUGUCAUGCAGAAUUGCUCAAACGGCCUUCUUCUCCACUUUAUUGCAAUUCGAUCCUCCUAUGCUUUUGUUGUUAUACAAGCCGCCCAACUCGCCUUCGCCCAUUCUCCAUGCUCCGAUAGUUGGGCUCUUGGCAGUGUAGAUUCGACCUGCUGCCUCGCUGCAAGGUGGAGAUGGAUUUCAGACCGAUCGGCCCCUCGGCUGGGCGCGGCGGCUGCGGCGAUGACUCCCUGCGAGGUCUCGCGUUUGGUAAAAAGAUCUAUUUUGAGGACGGAAGUGGCGACGGCAAUAAGGGUCCGCCGGCGAGGAAGGGGAGGGGCGUGCUGCAAGGAGGAGGAGGAGGUGGAGGAGGGCAGCAGCAGGCGACGCCGAGGCCGAGGUGCCAAGUCGAAGGGUGCGAGGCGGAUCUGAGCGGCGUGAAGGCCUACUACUGCCGGCACAAGGUGUGCGGGAUGCACUCCAAGGCGCCCAAGGUUAUCGUCGGCGGCAUCGAGCAGAGGUUCUGUCAGCAGUGCAGCAGAUUUCACCAGUUAACUGAGUUCGACCAAGGCAAACGCAGUUGCCGCAGACGCCUGGCAGGGCACAAUGAGCGGCGGCGGAAGCCGCCGUCUGGUCCCUUCAAUUCUUGCUACGGCCAGUUUCCGCGGUCCUUCCAUGAACCCAGCAGAUACAGAAGCUUUCUAAUGGACUUCAGUUACCCGAAGCAGGGUAGAGAUAAUUGCACUGAUAAUCUAGUGGCGUGCCACCAAUGGCACGAAGUGGUGGAUGCUCCAUCAACUGCAGUUGUUCCGGUGCUCCUCCGAGCCCAUCCAUACUCGCAAGGCUCGCCGGGCCAGAUUCUAUUAUCUUCGCCGGAACUUCCACCAAGCGAGUGCCUUGCAGGAGCUUUAGACGGCAGCUGUGCUCUCUCUCUUCUGUCAUCGACUCAGCCAUGGGGCAGUAGUACUAGCAGAAGCCAAGUUCCAUCUAUUUCUUCAUCCAACAGCUUCAAUCCCUUUUCCAACAAUUACAUGGCCAACUCCUGGGGCUUGAGGGAUCCUGGAAGUAGGAACCACUCACAAGAUACUAAACCCCUCAAUGAGCUGGGGGGUCGAGCUCAUUUUUCUGGUGAGCUUGAGUUGGCUCUGCAGAGUAGGCAGUACCUCGAACACGGUUACGGUCACUCCGAUCAUAUGAUCCACCACUUGUCUUUGUAGAUCAUAUUGGUCCACUUAUCCGUGGCAAUUUUGCAACUUCUAAAUGUUGAUCCCACUCUAGCCAUGGAAGUCUUAGUUGGCCUUCAUGCCAUUCUUGAGGGUAAAGAUUGUUACUCAAGAAAAUCUUUCCCAUCUAGUAAAUGCCAUUAUGUGGGUUUAUAAUGUUGAGUUUUCCCCAUGAUCAAAUGUUAGGAAAGCUUCAGUUUCA